Molecule: messenger RNA, 1493 nt
Organism: Acanthoscelides obtectus
Lineage: Eukaryota; Metazoa; Arthropoda; Insecta; Coleoptera; Chrysomelidae
Source: the annotation of a GenBank genome assembly
AUUCAGGUGGACGUGUUCCUCCAUUUAUGAUAUAAUAAUUUAACUCAAUUUUUGGCACUGCGAAGACAAAUUUUCAAUUGAGAUGCCUGUUUUUUAAAUGAAAUUGACAUAAGACCUGUCACCCGCUAGUACCUCACAGACCCGUACCACGUGAUUUUUUGACAUUCGGACGACGUCACCUCCGUCUCGCGAAAAUUUGAGUAUCGGUUCCCGGUAGUGCACUGUGCUACACCGUGGGUUCGCGAAAAAAUCCUUACAAUACUAUCGAUUGACAGCCUAACCUCAAACAAAUACAAAUCGAGAAUCAAAAUAAUUUUGGCGCCAAUCUAUGCAAAUAACAAAAAUAAUCAUGCAGGCAUUCUUAAAAACCGGAAAAUUAGACAAAACUCAACCAAAAAGUGGUGGUACGUCAAAACCCACAAAGAAAUCUGAAUUAGUACCUUGGGUUGAGAAAUACCGGCCAAAAACUGUAGCUGACGUUGUAGAACAAAACGAAGCAGUUACUGUGUUGGAACAAUGUAUCUCGGGCGCAGAUUUACCAAAUCUCCUAUUCUAUGGUCCCCCAGGUACAGGAAAGACGAGUACCAUCCUAGCAGCUGCACGACAGCUAUUUGGGGACAUCUACAAAGAAAGGAUACUAGAGCUUAAUGCUUCAGACGAAAGGGGAAUUCAGGUUAUCAGGGAAAAAGUCAAGACUUUUGCUCAUUUGACAGCUUCUGGAACCAGACAAGAUGGAAAGCCAUGCCCACCAUUUAAAAUCAUCAUACUGGAUGAAGCAGACUCGAUGACACAUGCCGCUCAAUCCGCCUUGAGAAGAACCAUGGAAAAAGAGACGAGAACCACUCGUUUCUGCCUGAUUUGCAACUAUGUAUCACGCAUCAUAGAACCUCUAACAUCCAGAUGCACCAAAUUCAGAUUCAAGCCGUUGAACGAGUCGAUGAUCCUCGAAAGGCUCAGCCUCAUUUGCAAAGAAGAAGAUGUGAAUUGUGAUGAUGAAACGUUGAACCUGUUAGUUCAGACCUGCGGCGGUGACAUGCGACGAGCAAUCACUUGCUUACAGAGUUGCGCUAAAUUGAAAGGUCGCGGUCAGAAGAUUGAUCCGGAUACUGUGCUGGAAGUCACAGGGGUAGUGCCAGACAAGUGGUUGAAAGAAUUUCUUGAUACUUGCAAAAGCCAAGAAUAUGGCGAACUGGAAAAAUUCAUAAGAAAGCUGAUGUUAGAAGCAUAUGCAGCAUCUCAGAUUUUGGUGCAGCUUAAUGAAAUGUUGGUAGUUAAUGAUCAGUUCAAUGAUAAGCAGAAAGCUUUAAUUGGCGAAAAACUGGGGGUCGUCAGCUAUCGUCUGCAAGAUGGAGGCUCUGAAUACAUUCAGUUGCUGGACCUUGGAAAUGCUUUAAGCAAGGCGUACUCUCUCGCAUGAUUUAAUAUAUUUUGUAUUUUUAUCUAUAAGGCUACAAAACAGUAUUCCUAUUUUUCAAUAAAAAAUAAAUUUGAAA